UUUUGUCGUUUUGUUCACCUUACAAAUCACACACUAACAACAACACCCAUAACCCAUUAAUUCAUUCAUAACAUAACCAACCACUCUCUCUCAAAAAACACACACUUAUCAUACAUACUCUGCAGCUAGCUAGCUAUAACUGUUGUUUAUUGUUUUUCUUCUCCAAAAGAAGAAAUAAUAUCCGUUUUAAAAUGCCGGCGUGGUGGAGUAGAAAAUCCUCAAAGAACAAACAAGAGCGUGAAAUCAACGAUAACGAUGAAGAAGACGAAGAUGAACAACCACGUGGCGUUCUUCAAUUCAAUUUCAUGAUGAAAUCUCCAAUCACAUCAACAAGGUGUAGCAGCGGUGAUAAUAACAAGAACAAGAACAAGAAGAAGAAACAGAAGCCGAAGAGUUUCGACGAGGUUUUCAAUCGGAAUUCACCGAGGAGUAGCAAGGAUUACGAUGGCGGCGCCGCCACUGAGAAGAAAGGUCUUCCGUUACCUCUACCUACAAACACCGAUCAAGCUUUGGGAUCUCCUUCCGUUUCUGGCUCCAGCGUCAGUUCUUCUACCUCUUUCGAUGAUCAUCCAAUUUCUCCUCAAUUCGUUGCCAAUAACAGAGGACAAGAUGAGGUGAAGUUCAACGUGAGGUCAAAAAGUCCAGGUCCUGGGUCAAGAGGACCCACUAGCCCUACAUCACCUCUUCAUUCAAGGUUGCAUGCUUUGAGUCUUGACUCACCUACGGGAAAGCAAGAUGAUGGAAAGAGUCAAUGUCAUCCAUUGCCUCUUCCACCAGGCUCUCCUACUAGUCCUUCUUCUUCUGCUCUCUCCAACACACGGCCAAAUGGACCAUUUGAAAACACUCUAACUAACCUGUCCAAGUGGAAGAAAGGAAAGCUUCUAGGCCGGGGAACAUUUGGGCAUGUUUAUCUGGGAUUCAAUAGUGACAACGGACAAAUGUGUGCAAUUAAAGAAGUGAGGGUUGGCUGUGAUGAUCAAAAUUCAAAAGAGUGCCUGAAACAACUUAACCAGGAGAUAAAUUUGCUUAAUCAGCUUUCACACCCAAACAUUGUUCAAUACUAUGGGAGUGAACUGGGAGAGGAAUCACUUUCUGUUUAUUUGGAAUAUGUCUCUGGUGGUUCUAUCCAUAAAUUACUUCAGGAAUAUGGCCCGUUCAAGGAGCCUGUUAUUCAAAAUUAUACUAGGCAGAUUGUCUCUGGACUUGCGUAUCUACAUGGAAGAAAUACAGUACACAGGGAUAUCAAAGGGGCUAACAUACUAGUUGAUCCUAAUGGUGAAAUCAAACUAGCAGACUUUGGAAUGGCUAAACACAUAACUUCUGCUGCUUCAAUGCUUUCAUUCAAAGGAAGUCCAUACUGGAUGGCACCUGAGGUUGUAAUGAAUACAAAUGGCUAUAGCCUUCCAGUUGAUAUAUGGAGCUUGGGAUGUACACUUAUUGAAAUGGCAGCGUCAAAGCCUCCGUGGAGUCAGUAUGAAGGGGUAGCUGCAAUAUUUAAAAUUGGGAAUAGCAAAGAUAUGCCUGAAAUUCCCGAGCAUCUUUCAAAUGAUGCGAAGAAUUUCAUUAUGUUAUGUUUACAGCGGGACCCAUUAGCUCGCCCAACAGCCCAUAAAUUACUAGAGCAUCCCUUCAUUAGAGAUCAAUCACCAACAAAAGCUGCAACCAGAGAUGUUUUCCCUUACAUGUUUGAUGGAAGUCGAACACCGCCUGUUUUAGAGUCUCAUUCCAAUCGAAGAACUAAAACUUCACUUGAUGGAGACUAUGCAACAAAGUCAGCUAUUGCAGCUCCACGUGCAAUAAGGAGUCCAAGAGAUCACACAAGAAUGAUCACAUCUUUACCAGUAUCUCCCUCUUCAAGUCCAUUGCGAUAUGGUCCGGAACAUAGGAGCUGUUUCUAUUCUCCUCCUCAUCCAACUUACACAUUAAUGGGACAAAAUAGUAACACCUUGUAUGACACACCUUAUCCAGCAAGAUCAAAUGCAACAUUUACUCUUGAUCCUUGGCACGAAACGUCUAGAUACAAAGCCCAUACACCACCUGGCGGAUCUCCAAGAAUGAGAUUCAUUUGAGUUGAUUGUAAAUACAUACAGGUUUUCCCAGCAUGCCUUGUUGUAUGUGGUUGCACUUCAAUCUGGACUCUGAAGCACAAACUCGUGUCUAAAAGAUUCUGGUCUAUUCUUUAUACAUUAGAACCAGAUCAAAGAAGAAAUGAGGGGCCCUAAGCUCUCAGUGCAUUGGCCUGGGGAGACCUUGUUGCUUGUAUCAAUUUCUUGAUUAUAUUGUAAAGGAAAUGUACUUUGUGUUUGUAGUAACGGUUAUGUUGUAUAUUGCUAGUUAAUGACAGAGAAGAAGGAAAAAAAAUUCACACCCACUUUUCAUUUUAUAUUGGAAAUUCUACUUGAGAUUGGAUACGUGUAUGGUUUGGUUCCAAGCCAUCAUCUAGGACCAGAAGCGUGAACAAAAUUGACUUGAUAGAGCCAGUGUACUGAAUGUCCAAAAUAUUUGAGCAGUUUGUGGUUUUAAUUAUUUGCAUUGUAGCUAAACUUAUAUUUUUCAUUGGCAAAUGGUACUGCUAUGUGUAGCAGUUUAUGUGGUCUGCAA
Cicer arietinum (chickpea) is the source of this 2601-nucleotide messenger RNA. Its product is annotated as mitogen-activated protein kinase kinase kinase 3-like. NCBI's taxonomy places the organism in Eukaryota, Viridiplantae, Streptophyta, Magnoliopsida, Fabales, Fabaceae. Gene Ontology annotation, cellular component: cytoplasm. Gene Ontology annotation, molecular function: ATP binding; MAP kinase kinase kinase activity. Gene Ontology annotation, biological process: MAPK cascade; protein phosphorylation. The record is from RefSeq and is a predicted model, not a curated record.